GCCAUUCCUGGCCCCGGCUCUGCCUCUUCCUGACACAGUAGAGGGCCGGCCCAGGACCUGGGAAGCAGGGAGUGGUUUGAAGAGAGGUUGGGCCAUGUCCUCCAUCCCUCGUGGGUCGUCCCCCCAUCGCCAGUCCAGAACAGCCUUUGGGAGCAGGGUGGGCCGAGGCUCUGAUGGGCGUCCUCUCGCAGGGGGCCUGCUGACAGGCAAGUACAAGUAUGAGGACAAGGAUGGGAAACAACCCAUGGGCCGCUUCUUCGGGAAUAACUGGGCUGAGAUCUACAGAAAUCGCUUCUGGAAAGAGAACCAGUUCGAGGCCAUUGCCCUGGUGGAGAAGGCCCUUCAGGCUGCGUAUGGCGGCAGUGCCCCCAGCAUGACCUCGGCCACCCUCCGCUGGAUGUACCACCAUUCCCAGCUGCAGGGUGCCCUCGGGGACGCGGUCAUCCUGGGCAUGUCCAGCGUGCAGCAGCUGACACAGAACUUGGCAGCGACCGAGGAAGGGCCGCUGGAGCCGGCCGUGGUGCAGGCCUUCGAUCGGGCCUGGCAGCUGGUCGCCCACGAAUGUCCCAACUACUUCCGCUAGGGCCACUCCUGGCUGGUGCUGCCAAAGGCUCCUUUCUCUCCCGUCACCUCUUCUAGUCUCACAUCCUGACUAGUCUGCCUUAAGUCCAUUUAACUAACCAAGAAAAUGCUCUUUUUUGAUUGUCUGGAUCGAUGCAGUAUUUUUCUAGAUUCCGUCCUGGCUCCCAGUUGCCUUCGCAGUGUGGAAAGGCUGGGGCUGUGGUCCACUUGGGCCGUUCCUGUCUGAAUAAAGCAGGCACAUGACUGGCCUGGGCCCUGAUUGAACCCCA
Messenger RNA from Ailuropoda melanoleuca (giant panda), 851 nucleotides. Its product is annotated as aflatoxin B1 aldehyde reductase member 2-like. The transcript has 3 exons. The coding region runs from base 95 to 583 and encodes 162 amino acids. The record is from RefSeq and is a predicted model, not a curated record. Lineage: Eukaryota; Metazoa; Chordata; Mammalia; Carnivora; Ursidae.